AGCUCCCCGAGCCCAUGGCCGCAAUGGCUCCAGCUGCCGUGUCGUUCCUGGCGAUGGCGCUGCUGUUGCUCAGUGACGCGGAGGCCAAGUUCCUGCCCAACAACAUCACCGUCGUUGGCUCCGUCUACUGCGACGCCUGCUCCAACAAUACCUUCUCCAAGCACAGCUUCUUCCUGAAAGGGGCCAGGGUGCUGAUCAAGUGCAGCUUCAAGGUGAACUCGACGUCGUCCGAAGAGCUGUCCCUGGAAGCGGAGCGCACCACCGACCAGCACGGCGUGUACAAGCUGGACGUGCCCCCCGUGGACGGCUUCGAGUGCCGCGAGGGCCACGAGCUCCGGUCGGCGUGCCGCGCCACGCUCGUCCGGAGCUCCUCCGCCGCCUGCAACGUCCCGGGCCUCGGGGCCUCCACGCAGCACAUCGAGCUCCGCUCCCGCGCCACCAGCGCCUGCUUCCUCAACCUCAACGCGCUCAACUUCCGCCCCGCCAAACGGGACGGCGCGCUCUGCCACGCCCAAGGGGGCGACGACGCGUUCGGCUCCUCGCUUUUCUUCUGGCCCUUCCUGCCGCUCUUCUGGCCGCCGUUCAGGGUCCCGGGCGGCGGCGCCGGCGGGACGGUGUCGUUCCCGUGGCCGUUCCCGGUGCCGGCCUGGCUGGUGCCGUUCCUGCGGCCACCGUUCUUGCCAUUCCCGCUCUACGAGCCGGCGCCGUCACCACCGCCGCCGUUCUACCGUUUCCCGCCUCCCCGAGAAGCGGUUUCUCGGCCUUGAAAUCCCAUGAGCCAAGAAGCUUGUCAAGAUACGCUAUUUUAGCCUUUCUUGGCAUUAGAUUGUGUGUUAGUGAUGAGAAACUGAUCAGAGGUCGUGUGAUAUUUGGCCCGGCCCCAUGAUAGGUUGACCUCCGUGCGCAUGUAACCGAUGCUAGUACUGAUGCUGCCAUGUAGUUCAUUGUGCUCGUGAACUGAUGAACACGUGUGGUCUGAUAUUUAGUAGUGGCAAACUGGCAAUGGUUACUUGUUACAUCUCCUAUUUGAAGGUUCAGCCAAGAAAGCCCAUGGUGU
Molecule: messenger RNA, 1057 nt
Organism: Zea mays
Lineage: Eukaryota; Viridiplantae; Streptophyta; Magnoliopsida; Poales; Poaceae
Exons: 2
Coding region: 15-767 (250 amino acids)
Source: RefSeq, marked predicted